AUGCCCUUGUCAGAAUUCAAUAGUCCAUCUCAUCAUCGACAAGAUAGCAUCUCUUCAUUUGAUGAACAUUUUGAUGACUCUUUGGAUGCAGCAUUGGCAAAUUUAGAAGAAAAUCCAUUUUUAAAUCGUUCAAAUCAAAGUUUAAGAAAUUCAGAAAGUCAAAAUAUACCAUUACAAAAUAUGAAUGAACAAAUUUCAAAUCAACAUAAAGAUUCUAUGGAUGAAUUAUUACAAGAUGAUAAUUCUCCACUGAUUAAUAAUGAUCAUACAAAUAAUACUUCCAAAAAUGGAAAUUGGUCAAAAGGGUUUUCAAAUUUAUUUAAAUCAUCAAAAUCUAAAAAUUCUUCAUCAGUUAGAUUAACUGAUAAACAUACAGAAAGAGAAAUUUAUCCAGGAGUACCGAACCAAAAAUUCCCUAAUAAUGCUAUUUCAAAUGCAAAAUAUAAUCCAAUAACGUUCAUACCAUUAAUUCUUUAUGAACAAUUCAAAUUCUUUUUUAAUCUUUAUUUCUUAUUAGUUGCAUUAUCACAAGCCAUUCCUGCAUUAAGAAUAGGUUAUUUAUCAUCAUAUGUUGUCCCAUUAGCUUUUGUUCUAACAGUUACAAUGUCAAAAGAAGCAUUGGAUGAUAUACAGAGAAGAAGAAGAGAUUCAGAAGCAAAUGGUGAAUUAUAUGAAGUUAUUGGGAAAUCAAAAUUAGUACCAAGUAAGAAUUUAAAUGUUGGUGAUUUAAUUAAAUUAUCAAAAGAUACAAGAAUUCCAGCUGAUGCAAUUUUAUUACAAUCAAGUGAAAAUUCUGGUGAAUCAUUUAUCAAAACUGAUCAAUUAGAUGGUGAAACUGAUUGGAAAUUAAGAAUUGCAUCUCCUUUAACACAAAAUUUAUCAUUAGAUGAAUUAAAUAAUAUAAAUAUAGUUGCAUCUGCCCCGGAAAAAUCAAUCCAUUCAUUUUUAGGGAGAAUUUCAUAUAAUGGACAAACAACUGGGUUAACUGUUGAUAAUACAUUAUGGGCUAAUACCGUGUUAGCUUCAGGUACUGCAAUUGGUUGUAUUGUAUACACUGGUAUAGAUACUAGACAAGCCAUGAAUAUGACAAAAUCCGGUGUUAAAACUGGUUUAUUAGAAUUAGAAAUUAAUAGAAUUUCUAAAAUUUUAUGUGUUUGUGUUUUCGUUUUAUCAUUUGGUCUGGUUUCUGUUCAUGGUUUUAAAGGAACUUGGUAUGUUGAUGUUAUGAGAUUCUUAAUUUUAUUUUCCACAAUUAUUCCAGUUUCUUUAAGAGUUAAUUUAGAUUUAGCAAAAUCAGUUUAUGCAUAUCAAAUUGAACAUGAUCAAGAAAUUGAAGAAACUAUUGUUAGAACAAGUACAAUUCCUGAAGAUUUGGGAAGAAUUGAAUAUUUAUUAUCUGAUAAAACUGGUACGUUAACACAAAAUGAUAUGGAAUUGAAAAAAUUACAUUUAGGUACUGUUUCUUAUGCUGGUGAUACUAUGGAUAUUGUUGCAGAUUAUGUUGCAGAUAUUGAAGGUAAACAAACAGUUGCAGCAAAUAAAAGAGAUUUGGGUACAAGGGUUCGUGAUUUAAUUUCCACUUUAGCUAUUUGUCAUAAUGUUACACCAACGAUUGAAGAUGGUGAAAUUUCAUAUCAAGCUGCAUCUCCUGAUGAAAUUGCAAUUGUUAAAUUUACUGAGCAAGUUGGAUUAUCAUUAUUUAAAAGAGAUCGUCAUAAAAUCACUUUAGCUCAUGAAGCAACUCAUGAAAAUUUAUCUUAUGAUAUUUUACAAGUUUUCCCAUUCAAUUCAGAUACAAAGAGAAUGGGUAUAGUUAUUCGUGAUUUGCAAAAAGAUGAAUUAUGGUUUUUGCAAAAAGGUGCUGAUACAGUGAUGACUUCAAUUGUACAAAGUAAUGAUUGGUUAGAUGAAGAAACAAGUAAUAUGGCUAGAGAAGGGUUACGUACUUUAGUCAUUGGUAGAAAAAAAUUAACACCAAAGUUAUAUGAAACUUUCAAAGAAAAAUAUUCAGAAGCUUCUUCUUCAAUGAUUAAUAGAGAUGCUGAAAUGCAAAAAGUUUUAUUACAAUAUUUGGAACAUGAUUUAGAACUGCUAGGUUUAACAGGUGUUGAAGAUAAAUUACAAAAAAAUGUAAAAUCAUCAAUUGAAUUAUUAAGAAAUGCAGGUAUAAAAAUCUGGAUGCUUACUGGUGAUAAAGUUGAAACUGCUCGUUGUGUUUCUGUUAGUGCAAGAUUAAUUUCAAGAGGUCAAUAUGUUCAUACAGUUACUAAAAUGACAAAAGUUGAAGGUGCAAUGAAUUCACUUGAAUAUUUAAGAGUUAAUAGUAACUCAUGUUUAUUAAUUGAUGGUGAAUCAUUAGGCCUAUAUAUGAAACAUUAUAGACAAGAAUUUUUUGAUAUCGUGGUUCGCUUACCAUGUGUUAUUGCAUGUCGUUGUACACCACAACAAAAAGCUGAUGUUGCAUUAUUAAUCAAAGAUAUUACUAAAAAAAGAGUUUGUUGUAUCGGUGAUGGUGGUAAUGAUGUUAGUAUGAUUCAAAGUGCAGAUGUUGGUGUUGGUAUUGUUGGUAAAGAAGGUAAACAAGCUUCAUUAGCUGCUGAUUUCUCUAUAACACAAUUUUGCCAUUUAACCACUUUGUUAUUAUGGCAUGGCCGUAAUAGUUAUAAGAGAUCUGCUAAAUUAGGUCAAUUCAUUAUGCAUAGAGGUUUAUUAAUUUCAGUUGCACAAGCUAUUUUUUCAAUCACUUCAGCUUAUGAACCAAUUGCUUUAAUUACAGGGUUUUUAAUGGUUGGUUAUGCAACUUGUUAUACUAUGAUGCCCGUUUUUGCAUUGGUUUAUGAUUAUGAUGUUACAAAAGAAGUCUGUUUUGUUUUCCCAGAACUUUAUCAUGAAUUAACUUCUGGUAAAUCAUUAAGUUAUGUUACAUUCUUUGUUUGGUGUGGAAUUUCUUUAUUUCAAGGUAGUGUUAUUCAAUUAUUUUCACAAUUUUUCACAAGUAUAAAUGAAAUUGAUUUCACUAAAAUGGUUGCUUUAUCAUUUACAGGUAUGGUUUUAAAUGAAUUAGCCAUGGUUGGUAUUGAAGUUCAUUCAUGGAGUAAAAUUAUGGUUUUUUCAGAAGUUGCAACAUUAGGUUUAUUUGUUGGUUCUGUUCCAUUCUUAUCUGAAUAUUUUGAUCUUGAUUUUAUGACUAAUGGGAAAUUCUAUUGGCAAUUAGUAGUUAUACUAAGUGUUUCUAUAUUCCCAAUUUGGUUAUCCAAGAUCAUCUACAAAAAGAUCUAUCCUCCAAAUUAUGCCAAAGUUCAAGGUUAUUAA
Hansenula ciferrii is the source of this 3312-nucleotide messenger RNA. RefSeq names its product aminophospholipid-translocating P4-type ATPase NEO1 (gene NEO1). The transcript has a single exon. The coding region runs from base 1 to 3312 and encodes 1103 amino acids. Gene Ontology annotation, biological process: phospholipid translocation; retrograde vesicle-mediated transport, Golgi to endoplasmic reticulum; endocytosis. The record is from RefSeq and is a predicted model, not a curated record. Gene Ontology annotation, cellular component: plasma membrane; endosome; trans-Golgi network. NCBI's taxonomy places the organism in Eukaryota, Fungi, Ascomycota, Saccharomycetes, Phaffomycetales, Wickerhamomycetaceae. Gene Ontology annotation, molecular function: ATP hydrolysis activity; ATP binding; magnesium ion binding.